AGAAAAAAACGAGGUAGGUGGGCCAUGCAGCAAAGCUUUUCUUUUGCUUGUUGUAAUAAUAAAGGUUUUAUCCCUAGUGCUUCGACACAGACUAAGUGACUAAUGGCGUAGGUUUUGGCUGUGUCGCCUCAUUUGUUGCAGAGAUAGAGAUUCUAUUGGCAGCAGUCGACUGUGCUCAAAGACAAGGAUGGCGACAACUGCUAGUAUUACUGCGAACGGGGGAUCCGCCAAUGGCGUUUCUUUGUCAGCUUCCACUGCUGCAGUGACCAGCAUGAAACCGCCUGAGUUGUGCCGUGUUUUUAAAGGCCACACCGGAGCAGUGUCCGCCGCCUCGUUUCAUCCGCUGAUGCAUCAGCUGAUAUCCGGAUCACACGACGGGCGAGUCUAUGUCUGGCACUUUAAGCAGCAGUUACGCCCCUUCAAGUUCGAUGCGCAUAAGGGAGCAGUCAACGACAUCGCUGUCUCCAGAGACGGAACCUUCUUCGCGAGCGCCAGUGUGGAUAAAACGGUGAACUUAUGGAUGAAUAAUGCGAAAGGUACUAACUUAUAGAUGGUAGCUCUGGCUUCAUCCACUGGUGUUGGUUGCGUUCUUGAAUUGAUAAAUCAUUGUCGAGUUCGAAGAAGAUAACAAGAAUUCAUUAGUUACUUCAGGACCAGCAACGGUGUGAACAUAUGUCGAAAUACCGACAUUCCGACUGACCAAGAAACAAACUUGAAACGUGGCCCACUAUACCGUCAUCAUGAAACAAAAUCAUGUAGGAACGCCGUCACACGUAAUUAAGGCACACACGGGUGUGGUCCGGAGCUGCGACUUAUCGCCAGACAAUGGCACCUUAGCCACGGGGAGCGACGAUAAAAUCGUGAAAAUCUGGCAGAUCACGCCAAGUAGUGCCAAGUUCAUCACAUCUCUAGAGGGACAUACGCAUUGGGUUCGAAGUGUCAGAUUUUCCUCAGAAAAUCCUAGUCUGCUCACAUCCUGUGGCGAUGAUAAGAGCGUCCGCAUCUGGGAUCUGCGGUUGCCGACAACGGGCCCGGUUGGGGCCCACUCCGCUGGAGGAGGGAAGGGUAGACUUUUUCUUCUGUUAUCGAGAAACAGAUGUGGAGAUACUCGCUAAAGAUUUGUCUUGCAACUGUUCAUCUUCAUCGUGCCCGCUGAUGUUUUAGAUUAAUCUGCUUCACAUAAAAUUGUUUUCAGACCGUGGUUGCGUGAUGAAGAUGACUGAGCACGCUGAGAGGGUGAAUCGCUCGAUUUUUCAUCCUGACGGCACGUGCAUUGCCAGUUGUAGCGAUGAUCGCACGAUAAAAAUCUGGGAUUUGCGAAGGCGGAGACUUAUUCAGCACUAUGAUGCGCACGGUGGAGCAGUGUUAGAUCUAGACUUCUGCCACUCUAAAGUGUCAGGUUUUUAUCUAGCAUCCGCGUCAACGGACAGAAACGUGAAGCUCUGGGAUUUGCAAGAAGGUACUUAAUUCAAAUACAACCAUUAUUCUUUGUUCUCCAGCACUACUAGUAGGGUGAACCUAUCAAGAAUCUGAAAAUAACCGGUUACUUUUCCCUCGUCUUACUCCCUCCACCGUAAUACUUGCUACUUCUCUCGUGUUGUUGAUUUUACUGCUCUGACCUCUUUGCCCAAACAAGGUCGCUUGCUCUACACGCUGGCGGGCCACGAGGAUAGUGUUUGCAGCGUGAAAUUUUCACCACAGGGGCAAUUCUUAGUAUCGGGAUCCGCUGAUAGCAAGAUAUUCGUGUGGAAAACGGGCUGCCAGCAAGCGAGCGGGACUUCUGAUCAAGACUAAGACUUGGUGUAGAUGUGAAAUAAAUAUGGAAAUUGAGAUCUUGUUGUUUUUUGGUUUUUCUCCUUAUCUUCACUCAAUUUAUCCAAAAUGAUUUCCAACGGUCAUUCAACGAACAUCUUCAUUUUUUAUGAACUGAGAAUAGAUGCACCAGAGUUUUGAGUUCUAACAACAGAUGCCAGUGGAGCAGUUGUAUGAGCAGCCGCCGCCUGAUGGACGAGGACAUGCUUACCGCACGUAUCUGUACAAUGCCCCAGGUAGCGGGACGGCUCCCAAGGAAGUCCCUGAUUUCAGCGGAGAUCCUAUGUCCACCGCUUUUGGUAGUUCAUUUCGGGCACCGCCAAGGACGGCAACUGCUACAACUGCAACAUCGGGCGCGCGACAGAGUAGUUCCUCACGGGGCGCGCCUCGCUCAGGCAGCAAUGGGCGCUCACGUGCGGCUGCUGGGGACGCGAAUGGCGCUGGGGCAAAUCAGAACAAUAUCACAACUCAUUUCGAAAAUGAAGUAGGGGUAAAUGCAGACACGCGGAGUCCUGCACGGCGAAAAAAUGCAGGUGCACAGGGAUCAGGUGGCAGCCAAAAUUUGUCACAGGGCUCAACUAGUAAAAAAGGCGGAGCACCUCCACGAGUAAAUGGUCCAACACUGCUCGCCGCACAGUCCGGGAAGCCAGCAGCCGCAAAGCCAGCGCCAGGUACUACGAGAAAGAAAAUGUAACUUCGUGUGACUUCGGUUUUCAUGAUGAUCACAAGCGAUUCUGCACGUACAUACUAGGUGUCACUUCCUAUGACUUUCAUCUCGAUGAAUGUUGCAAACUAUUAUCUGGUUCUUGUUGUGCAUUUUAUAAUGAUGUAAAAUUCCACCUUUGAAAAUCAUGAUCUUUCUCUUACUUCUACAUCGACCCGACCAACUACCACUAACCACGCACAGCAAUGCCCACUAACCACGAUCCUGCAGAAGCUGUUAUGACAAAAGGAGAUGCAGAGAAGCUCAUGGAUACUAUGAGGCAAAUGAGUAGCCAGAUGGAGAUGCUAACCCAAACCGUCAAGGUGAUGGAUCAGCGCCUCUCACUAACAGAGGCAGCCAUUGCCCGUUUAGAAACCGAAAAAAGCGGCUAAAGAAUCAUGCCAAUUCAGGGAUGACUACAGUUCAACUGUAAUCAUGCCUGCUUGAUAACUGUACAACAUGAUCCUUUGAUUCGCAAGCUCUGUUGUACCAACUUGGUAUCAAAUAAUCCGAUGUGGCGAUAAUAAAUGAUGUGGUCGCAUUGGUAGUGGGAGUAGACGGUAUUUUAGGGGUGAUUGUGAUUACCAUAAAGAAGUCGUCAACAACCACCUGAAGACAAUGUAGUUUCUGCGAAAUUUGUAGUUUUGCUUUUUUUCACGCGAUAGAUCGAUGAUAAAUUUAGGCUGAAGCUAUGACAAUCUGCUUCAUUCGAUUAUGUUUAGUUCUUAAAGAACCUGUCUCUAAAACAAAUCGAAUGAGUUGUUGACAAUUUCUGGGAGAUAUACAUUUCAUCAAUCUAUGGGAGAUACAGAUGGUUCUUCUUGGGUGGAACACGUUCACGUUAGAUCGUGUCUGGCAUAGGCAUUGGCUAGGUAUAGAUUUGAGUCUGACGCAGCGCUUGGGAGAGGCAACCAUGUUGAUGUGAUGAUCUUAGCGAGGCAAAGACCCGUUCUAUCUUUACAAUGUCACUUCCACAAGCGGUAAUUAGAAC
Amoebophrya sp. A25 is the source of this 3506-nucleotide messenger RNA. The record is from the annotation of a GenBank genome assembly. Lineage: Eukaryota; Dinophyceae; Syndiniales; Amoebophryaceae.